AUGAGUUCCCAGAAUCCCUCCCUACCGUCUCUGUCAAAUUCAAACGCUCGCCUGCUCAUAGCCGACGGGAGGAGUAUCACGACGAAAGGAUCAUCGAUUUCCCCAGUUAUUCCCUUCAUUCCGUCCUAUGAUCGCAACGCUGUCGCCUUCAGGGCUGCGAGAGAAGCUACUCGCAUCUUGAGAGAACAAGGAUACACUUUCGCGAUAUUCGGGAGCUUAGCUUGUUAUCUUUACGGAAACAACCGCAUACCAAACGAUGUGGAUAUUGUCAUAUCAUCCUACGCCUGCGAUCCGGAGGCCAUCAAGACGCUUCUCGUCGCAGCGAACCCUGAACUCUUCUAUCUCGUUCCUUCCAAAUCUCCACAAUCGUCGUGGAACGUGCUUUGGUACUGCGACAGACGCGACAAGAACAAGGAGAAAACUAAAGUCGAUAUCCUCAGAGCCGGAACACACCAGCUACCUAUUCUUUUCUCAGAGGCCAUUGUCGACAAGCAGGGAUUACCCGUUGUUCCUAUAUCCAUGCUUCUGUUGCAUAAAUUGAAGGGGUGGAGGGAUAGGAUGGACUCUCCGGAGGAGCGCCACCGGAGGAAGUAUCAUUCUGAUGCGAGAGAUGUGCUCUCCUUGUUGGUAAUUAUCGUCCAAGGCAUGAAUAAGCAGGAGAGAAAGGAUGCAACGUGGUGGAGGAAUUUUUCGCUGGAACGGUUUGAUGAUGUUUUUCGCUACGAGACGGACCAGCGGGUUACUGAUUUUUUCUACCGAUUUCCAGAAUCUGGUGAAAUGUGGCGAAUUCUAGGGUGGUGA
This is a messenger RNA of Desarmillaria tabescens, 801 nucleotides long. RefSeq lists its product as uncharacterized. The record is from RefSeq and is a predicted model, not a curated record. The coding region runs from base 1 to 801 and encodes 266 amino acids. NCBI's taxonomy places the organism in Eukaryota, Fungi, Basidiomycota, Agaricomycetes, Agaricales, Physalacriaceae. The transcript is spliced from 2 exons.